CGCCCCCAAGUGAACACGCGGAAGCAGUUUGUAAGUAGAACUUGACCUCAGCAGCAGGAGAGGUCCAUGCUGCUGAAAUGUUUUUAUAAUUGAAUGAAUGUAUGAGGAGUAGAUGUGUUGGUCGCUCUAAUGGAUCCUAAUCUGCUGUACUGGAAGAGCGAGGGACAGUCUUUCCUCAGCCGGCUGCAGAUCUGGGUUAAUCUCCUUGAUCCAACCUCCCUGCUUUCCUCUGAUGCUGAAAUACAGAAGGCCCACGCACGUCUUGGAAGUGUAGAGAAACUAAAUGAAAAGGACGGACAUGCACCCGUCCUCUCACUUUCGUCUGUCCACGCUGAUUCUGGUGCGGCUCUUCCACUAAUUUUCCGCCCUCCAGCAUUUUUGCCAAUUUCAGCUCCUCUGGUGGUUGCCAGCCUUUUGCCACAUAGCAGGGUCAAACCCGUUCUCUUUUGGCAGUUCUUGCUGCAGAGCUACAGUGCUGGCUUCAACCAUGCAAACAGAAAUUCUUCAUCAGAGCAGGGUCAGAAGACGUCUUUGAAGCAGUUUCUGUUGAUCGCUGGGACAGUUUCCUAUGCCACAUGUGCAGGGGCCCUUCCUCAAAUUUUCAUUAAUCGACUUGGUGUAAGAAGCGCACCAAUCCAGACGUUCUUUAGAUCGAUAUUACCAAUCCCACUCUCAGCUGCUCUGGCCCUCUUUAAUGUGUUUACUGUCAGAAGUGAGGAGUCAGAAAAUGGCAUCCAAGUAUUUGAUUCCAGUGGAAAUCCUGUCGGCCUCUCUAAAGCAGCAGCAGAAAAGGCUGUGAGAGAAACCGCAUUGUCAAGAGCGGCCCUAUUUGGCACAACCGCCGCUGUCCCUAAUCUCCUGGUUUUUCUCUUACAGAGAAGAAGACUUUUCCAGAGGAAUGCUCUGCUGGUCGCUCCUCUCCGUCACAUAAGUGUUGCGCUUGUUCUGGGCUUGAUGAUCCCCGUCUCGUUCAGUCUCUUUCCACAACUAGGAACAAUAAAGAAGGAAAACGUGGAGGAGGAGCUGCAGGCUGCAGUGGAGGAUGGGCAGUUAUACUACCACAGAGGACUCUGAUGAAGCUGCUUACACGGAUACAAAAAUCAACCAAAGUCAAAUAUUGCCAUCACUGAACGGCGUCAUAGUCAAUGUCUUCUUCAUGCAGCUUAAAAUGUACGAUGCAUCUAACAGACUCAAAGAUGAAAUGCAGCUUUUUCUACAUGUUUUCAUGUCAAAUAUUUAAUUUAAAACACUUAUUAAAACAUACAACAAGCUCUUUGAUAGUAAAUUUAUUUAGUUGGAAUAUUAGGUGUAUUUAGACAUAGGAAAUAUUACAUCAAUUCAUGAAAAUACAUUUACUUUUCAUAGUUACAUGAGCAUGUGUAUGUACUGGACUACUGUGUCUUAUCUGAAAUACUGAGGCAAAAAAAACCAUCCUUUUGGCAAUGCAUGUAAAAAACUAAAACAACAGCGCUAAUUACACAUUCAUAUAAACAAAAGUAGAACCUGAAGAUGCACAUAAUGUAAUAACAAUGCAUACAUGGAAGCACCAAUCAUUAUUUGAUGAGGAACAGUUCAUUUGUUUUAAUAUAUAUAUUAAAAAAAGCCUUUUUGUAAAAGCUUCAUAACACAACACAGUCUGCUUGUAAUUCAGUUGUGCAGCUCUCAAGUCAUUAGUAAAAUACAAUU
Molecule: messenger RNA, 1686 nt
Organism: Larimichthys crocea (large yellow croaker)
Lineage: Eukaryota; Metazoa; Chordata; Actinopteri; Sciaenidae
Gene: sfxn4
Product: sideroflexin 4
Exons: 14
Coding region: 130-1074 (314 amino acids)
Biological process (GO): monoatomic ion transport; mitochondrial transmembrane transport
Cellular component (GO): mitochondrial inner membrane
Molecular function (GO): monoatomic ion transmembrane transporter activity
Source: RefSeq, a predicted model, not a curated record